Chaetomium globosum CBS 148.51 is the source of this 933-nucleotide messenger RNA. RefSeq lists its product as uncharacterized. The coding region runs from base 1 to 933 and encodes 310 amino acids. The transcript has 4 exons. Gene Ontology annotation, biological process: regulation of transcription by RNA polymerase II. Lineage: Eukaryota; Fungi; Ascomycota; Sordariomycetes; Sordariales; Chaetomiaceae. Gene Ontology annotation, molecular function: DNA-binding transcription factor activity, RNA polymerase II-specific. The record is from RefSeq and is a predicted model, not a curated record.
AUGUCGGACCUCGUGCCGCCAUCCGACUCACCGGUCUCGGCUUCUUCCGUCCAGCAGGGCACCGAGACUACCACACCCCCCACAUCUCUCGAGGAAGCCCCAAAACCUUCCCUACAGCAACCCCUGGGGUACGCCACUGUUGGCCGUCGGGCGCAUAAGAAGAGCCGCACGGGCUGCUCAACUUGCAAAUCCAGAAAGAUUAAGACAUACACGACCCUCACUGCCGAUCCCAGCGUGUGGGAGUUUUGGCGCGACGACGUCGUCCAGUUGGGCUUGACCUGUGACUACAUCAUGCGCGCCGUUUUGGCCGUCAGCGCUCUGCACCUGGCUUACCACCAGCCAGACCGCCGCGAUUUCUACGUCGAGGCGGGAAUCCUUCUGCAUCAAAAAGCCUCCCGCUCAGCGAUGCGCGUCAUGGCGGCGGAGGACAGGAUCGACAAAGACCGGGCCGCCAGCCUCUUCCUGUUCAGCAUGCUGACUAUGUUCUUCGCCCCCCUGCGCACCCGCGUCCAAGACACCGUCACCGAAGCCUUCCUCCUCAAAACCUACACUCACAGCCUCGACGAGCUCGAUCGCGCGCUCGUCGUCCGCCACGACCCGGCCGCGCCCCGCGAGGUGCUCGACGCCAUGGUCUGGCUGUGGGUCAUGUCGGACGAGUUCGUGCCGCUGCUGCGGGUGCCGACGCAGGAAGCCGUGGCCAUCUUUGCGCAUUUUUGCGUGUUGCUGAAGUACUAUGAGAGCCAUUGGUGGUUGCAGGGGUGGGGGGAGCAUAUCAUGAUGCGGGCGCGGGAGAUUCUGGAUGAGGAGCAUCGCGGGUGGAUUGAGUGGCCGUUGAGGGAGAUGGGGUGGAUGGAGGGGGUGGAGGGGUUAUUAUUAGGAAGGAAGGGGGAGAGGGAGAGGGGGAAGGGACGGGAGGAGGACAAAGGGUCUUGA